AUGGGGAAGAGGGCUGAACCCCCAGAUGGGGGCUGGGGCUGGCUGAUCGCCCUCUCUGGAUUCCUGGCAAACUCCCUCACUUACGGCGUCUUGCGAUCUCUUGGCGUCCUCUUCGAAGACUUGGUGGAGGCUUUCGAUGCCAGCGCUGCCCAAGUUUCCUGGGCAACGGCCAUUGCCUUGGCGACACAGCAGUUUGCUAGUCCACUUGGCACAGCGGCCAGCGUGCGCUACGGAGCCCGACCGGUGGUGAUGCUGGGCGGAUUGCUGUCCUCUCUGGGCCUGCUCUGGGCUGCCUUCAGCACCACCUUAAUCCAGCUGUACCUCACCCUGGGAUUUCUGACAGGUCUGGGCUGGGCGCUGGCCUUCGCCCCCGUCAUGGGCACCCUCGCCCGCUACUUCUCGUCCCGGCGCUCCGUGGCGAUGGGGCUGGCGCUGACAGGCAACGGCCUCUCCUCCUUCGCCCUCUCCCCACUCCUGAGGCUGCUGGCACAGCACCUGGCCUGGCGAGGGGCCCUGCUCAUCACUUCAGCCCUGGGCCUCCACCUCUUGCUCUGUGGGGCCCUCCUCCGCCCCCUGGCCUUGCGGGGGGACCGGCCUGGUUCGGGUUCUGGGUUCGACUUGGGCCUUUUCACCCAGCGAGGCUUCGGGGCCUUUUCUCUGGGCACCGGCCUCCUGGCAGCCGGCUACUUCACGCCUUACGUUCACCUGGAGCCGUACGGCCGGGCGCUGGGCCUGCACCCCUACGAAGCCGCCUUCGUGGCAUCCCUAGCCGCGCUCUCGGAUGCGCUGGCCCGGCUGCUGGCCGGCUGCCUCGCGGACCGGGGCCUGACCUCGCCGGUGCGCCUCCUGGUGCUCUCCAGCUCCCUGACCGGCUGCAGCCUCCUCUUGUUUCCGCUCGCCUCCUCCUACGUCGGCGCCCUCGUCCUGGCCUUGUUCUAUGGCACCAGCGCAGGCAGCUUUGCCACGGUGGCAUUUGGAGUCCUGCCCACGCUGGUCGGGGUGGCCCGCGUGGUGAACGCCACGGGGCUGUGUCUGAUGGUCAUGAGCAUCGGGGGAUUGCUGGGACCUCCACUGUCCGGCCUCUUGAGGGAUAUCACGGGAGACUUCACGGCCUCGUUCCUAGUUGGCGGAGCCUUCGUCCUCUGUGCCAGCGUGGUCUUCCUCAGCCUGCCUUCUUUCUUUGACGGCUGCCGCGGCUGUCCACAUACUGCAACUCCCGGCGCCCAAGGAGAGCCACAAGUCCUUGGAUCGAUUCCCUUCCUGCCUCCUCAGCCCAUCAACAAUGACUGUUCACAAAUAUGA
Molecule: messenger RNA, 1302 nt
Organism: Elgaria multicarinata webbii
Lineage: Eukaryota; Metazoa; Chordata; Lepidosauria; Squamata; Anguidae
Gene: SLC16A11
Product: solute carrier family 16 member 11
Exons: 5
Coding region: 1-1302 (433 amino acids)
Biological process (GO): transmembrane transport; monocarboxylic acid transport
Cellular component (GO): plasma membrane
Molecular function (GO): monocarboxylic acid transmembrane transporter activity
Source: RefSeq, a predicted model, not a curated record